AUGCCCGUAGAGCAUGAUCUGAGGCUCUGGAAUGGGACGCAGUUCUUCCGCAGAACUGUCCUUAUGGUGUCCAUUGACGGUUUGAGAGCCGACUAUGUAGAACGCGGGCUCACUCCUCACUUGCUCAACAUUAGUCACCAAGGCUUGCGAGCUAAAUUUUUGAAACCUGUGUUUCCCAUUAUUGUUCCAUCAUAUCCGCGCUCAAACUCUUUCAGGACAGGGCUAUACGCGGAAUCCCACGGAAUGGUGGCUAAUAACUUCUACGAUCCCAUCACGAAUACGUCUUUCCAUUACGCAGACUCCAACACGGUUUACAACGCCUCUUGGUGGUGGGGAGAACCAAUAUGGGAAACAGUAUCAAAGGCAGGAUUAACUACAGCCAACCUAAUGUGGCCGGGGCCGCUGAAGACAAUACGAGGAAUCUCGCCAACAUACAUGGUACCGUGGAGGGACCACGUCCCGUUGCAGGAAAAGCACGACCAAAUAAUGGAAUGGAUUGAUCUUCCGCUCGAGAAGCGACCUCAGCUGAUUUUAGCGUACGAGCCCCAUUUGGAUCAAGUUGGACACAAGGCCGGUCCAGAGUCCAACCUUGUCAAUAGCGUCUUGGGCGAUGUGGACAAGUUUGCCGCCUCAAUACAUGCCUCAUUGAAGCAAAGGAAUUUGACACAGAUUGUGGACGUCAUCUUCGUAAGCGACCAUGGAAUGACAAAUACAAGCAAUACGCGCCUCGUCUAUCUUGAUGAUGUUAUGGGGAAAGAUCAGGUGGCGGAGAUUGAGCACGAGGACGGAUGGCCCUCUGUUGGCCUAUGGAUGUCGAAGGCUUCGAAUUUGACGCAAGUUCUAUUGCGUUUGCUUUCGUCGAAUCCCGCAACUUCAAAUCCCCCAGCAAUUAACGUAUACACUGCCAAAUCCAUGCCAGCUCGCUACCACUUCAAUCCCGACAGGAACCCCAGAAUUGCGCCGCUUUGGAUUGUGCCUCACAUCGGCUGGGCCAUCACGAACCACCAUGAACACGAAGUAGUAAUGGCAGGGAAUUAUAAACCUAAAGGAGUAAGCAUUCUCAACUCUCAUUGGUUGUUCAAUACGUUCAUCUGCACGAACCAGAACCAUGGCUAUGACAAUGACGAAUCAUCUAUGCAUGCAUUCUUUGUUGCUGAUGGACCAUUCGCAACCCGAAUGCGCAAGAAGCGAUUUGGGGGAUUCCGUGACUACUUCCCAAGAAGCCCGAGCAGUGCUAUGCUAGACCGACACACUAAUUUGGAUGAGCAGAAAGAUCCUAUGAUUAUAGAAGGGUUCGAAAACGUGGAGAUAUAUGGACUUGUUUGCCGUCUCCUUGGCAUAGAAAGGUUUGCAGCACCGAAUAAUGGGACCCCAGGCUUUUGGGAUAGAUAUUUAGAGGAUGGCCAUUGA
Cantharellus anzutake is the source of this 1410-nucleotide messenger RNA. Its product is annotated as alkaline-phosphatase-like protein. The coding region runs from base 1 to 1410 and encodes 469 amino acids. Gene Ontology annotation, biological process: nucleoside triphosphate metabolic process. The transcript is spliced from 10 exons. Gene Ontology annotation, molecular function: nucleoside triphosphate diphosphatase activity; ribonucleoside triphosphate phosphatase activity. Lineage: Eukaryota; Fungi; Basidiomycota; Agaricomycetes; Cantharellales; Hydnaceae. The record is from RefSeq and is a predicted model, not a curated record.